Molecule: messenger RNA, 636 nt
Organism: Lactuca sativa (garden lettuce)
Lineage: Eukaryota; Viridiplantae; Streptophyta; Magnoliopsida; Asterales; Asteraceae
Source: RefSeq, a predicted model, not a curated record
AUGAAUGAAGCAAUUCUAGAAUUUGAUGAAGCAAUUCUAGACAUGAAUGAAGCAAUUCCAGACUUGAAUGAAGUAAUACCAUACUCGAAUGAAGCAAUUCCACACUUAAAUGAAUUUAUGGAUUUGAACCAAGAGCCUCGGUCAUGCUACAUUCAUCCAUUAAUGGAUGAAAUUCCACUCGUGUUUCAUCCAUACGUCUCACGUAUACAAAAUGUUAAGGGUGAUGGACAUUGCGGAUUUCGAGCAAUAUCUGUUUGUCUCGGGUAUGGCAAAGAUCAAUGGCUCUACGUUCGAAAACAACUAGUAAACGAGUUACAGAGUGCAUCCGAUGUAUAUGCUACGGUUUUCACAGAUGGAAUCCAAGAAUUUUGGACCUCAUUGUAUUUCUUUGGACCAAAGGCACCAAUAGAACAUUGGAUGCUUAUGCCUGAAACAUAUAUUCUAAUUGCUAACGGGUUUGGCGUGGUCCUUACUUUCUUAACCAAGCAUGGUUCCUUAACUUUCUUUUCUCUUUGGAAAGGUCCGAAAGAAUUAUUGGACCAUCAGAUUAUUACAAUUUCACUUGUACAUGGUAAUCAUUAUGUUAUGAUACAAUUAAAAGGAGAUUUUCUGAUGCCUACUAUUUCAACUUACUGA